Brassica napus (rape) is the source of this 1019-nucleotide messenger RNA. RefSeq names its product VQ motif-containing protein 29-like. The record is from RefSeq and is a predicted model, not a curated record. The coding region runs from base 411 to 884 and encodes 157 amino acids. The transcript has a single exon. NCBI's taxonomy places the organism in Eukaryota, Viridiplantae, Streptophyta, Magnoliopsida, Brassicales, Brassicaceae.
UAUAGUAUCGAACGUCCUGACAAAACUAGAGGCAAGGUUUGUUCAUAAUAGUGUUUUAUUAUAUUUGCAAGUUUUUAAUUAUCUAAAUAAAUGGUUCUACUUGUUUCCACAUAGUCAAAUCCGAAAGAUAUAGGUAAGUAAUAAUAUUCUUAUCAUCACAAAAAUAACAAUAUAUUUCACGUGGACGGCUUGUUUAUUAUACUGGAUAAAAUUGAUCAAGUUGAUUAUAGAAAGUUCCUGCUGAACACAUUAAGAACUCUAAAUCAAUUAAAUAUUGAGAACGCAUACGUUGAAAAUUUCCACUUUAUUCGCUUAUGACUAGAAAUAAACAAAACUCACGAAAAAAACAAUGUUCUUAAAAGUCAAACGUUAAUAAGAGUCAAAAACCAAAGGCUUGACCCGCACUGAAAAUGUUGCACAUGGAUCAUGAUAUAAUAGUAUCACCAACACUCAAACUUCACAUCCAGAAUUUUUGCUUAAUCCCAAAAGCUUUCAAAAACAAUAAUCACGUUUAUAUGGAAAAUACAUCGCAGGCGUUCAUGUCUCAGAGUUACCUUAAUUCUCAAGAAACCGCUACACAGGCAACAAAAGAUUACCUAGCUUCACUCCAUUCGACCAGAAAGCAACCUUCAAAGCCCUUGAAGAGACCUAUAUCAUCGCCUUUGAACCCCAUGCAUCCACACGUUUACAGAGUCGAGCCAGUAAACUUCAAAGAGUUGGUUCAGCGUCUGACUGGUGCUCCUGAGCACGAGCCUGUGGCUAACCCGUUCAAGAGUUUGGAUGAUGCAGCAAAGGAUAGUUCUCCAUCCUUCGCGUUUGAUCUAUCAUCGUCAUCAUGGGGAGACUUAUCACUUCGGAAUCCUGCAAAUAUCUCCAGAUGGUAGCUUAUAUUUUUUUAAUCUCCUUUUUCUCUUGCAGAUGCUUCCUUUGAUUGAAAUGUAUCAACAAAGAAAAAACUAUACAAUAUUAAUAAAGAGUGCCUUCAAAAAAUAUCAAUAAAGAAAAAUAUAUGUUUAUAA